This is a messenger RNA of Mesocestoides corti, 1356 nucleotides long. The record is from the annotation of a GenBank genome assembly. Lineage: Eukaryota; Metazoa; Platyhelminthes; Cestoda; Cyclophyllidea; Mesocestoididae.
AUGCGCGAAUGUAUCAGCAUCCACGUCGGUCAAGCCGGUGUUCAGAUGGGCAAUGCCUGUUGGGAACUCUACUGUCUGGAGCACGGAAUCCAGCCAGAUGGACAGAUGCCGAGUGACAAGACUAUCGGAGGCGGCGAUGAUUCGUUCAACACGUUCUUCAGUGAGACGGGAUCCGGCAAGCAUGUUCCACGUGCCGUCUUUGUGGACCUCGAGCCGACCGUUGUGGACGAGGUGCGCUGUGGAACGUACCGCCAACUCUUCCACCCCGAACAACUCAUCACGGGCAAGGAGGACGCUGCCAACAACUAUGCGCGUGGUCACUACACCAUCGGCAAGGAGAUAGUGGACCUGGUGUUGGAUCGCAUUCGGAAGCUGGCGGACCAAUGCACGGGUCUGCAGGGUUUCCUCAUCUUCCACUCGUUCGGUGGUGGUACAGGGUCUGGUUUCACGUCCCUGCUGAUGGAGCGCCUGAGCGUGGACUACGGCAAGAAGUCGAAGCUGGAGUUCUCGGUGUACCCAGCUCCGCAGAUCUCGACGGCUGUCGUUGAACCCUACAACUCCAUCUUGACGACUCACACGACUUUGGAGCACUCGGACUGUGCAUUUAUGGUUGACAACGAGGCGAUUUACGAUAUUUGCCGACGCAACCUCGACAUCGAGCGUCCAACUUACACCAAUUUGAAUCGUCUGAUUGGUCAGAUUGUGUCCUCGAUUACGGCGUCUCUUCGUUUCGAUGGUGCCCUGAAUGUUGACCUGACUGAGUUUCAGACCAACUUGGUGCCAUAUCCUCGUAUUCAUUUCCCACUGACUACUUAUGCUCCAGUGAUUUCGGCCGAGAAGGCGUAUCACGAGCAGCUGAGCGUCGCCGAGAUCACAAACGCUUGCUUUGAACCCGCGAACCAGAUGGUGAAGUGUGACCCACGCCACGGCAAGUACAUGGCGUGCUGCAUGCUGUACCGUGGCGACGUGGUGCCGAAGGACGUGAACGCGGCGAUCGCCACGAUCAAGACGAAGAGGACCAUCCAGUUCGUGGACUGGUGUCCGACGGGCUUCAAGGUGGGCAUCAACUACCAGCCACCAACCGUGGUGCCAGGAGGCGACUUGGCGAAGGUGCAGCGUGCGGUGUGCAUGUUGAGCAACACGACGGCGAUCGCAGAGGCGUGGGCCCGUUUGGACCACAAGUUCGAUCUGAUGUACGGGAAGCGUGCCUUCGUGCACUGGUACGUGGGUGAGGGAAUGGAGGAGGGUGAGUUCGCUGAGGCUCGCGAGGACCUGGCGGCUCUGGAGAAGGACUACGAGGAGGUGGGCAUUGACUCAGUCGAAGCCGAGGGAGAAGAGGAGGGCGAGGAGUACUGA